AUGACCCGGGUCUUGGCAGGCCCAUACUCGACGCAAAUUCUCGGUGACUUGGGCGCUGAGGUUAUUAAGAUAGAACACCCCGUCCGCGGCGAUGACACCAGGGCCUGGGGCCCCCCAUAUGCUCCCUACACUGCCGAGUCCAAGCACGAGGGUCCUGGAGAGUCGGCGUAUUUCCUGACGGUGAACCGCAAUAAGAAGUCGCUAGCGCUGUCAUACCAGGACCCCGCGGGCAUAGAUAUCCUCCACAAGCUCAUCCCCAAAUGCGACAUCCUGGUGGAGAACUACCUGCCGGGCACACUCAAGAAGUACUCGCUGGACUACGAGACGGCGUCCAGGCUGAACCCAGGGCUCAUCUACGCCUCCAUCACCGGCUACGGCCAGACAGGGCCGUACGCGAACCGGGGAGGGUACGACGUCAUGGUCGAGGCCGAGUUCGGGCUCAUGCACAUCACGGGCACGCGCGACGGGCCGCCCGUCAAGGUGGGCGUGGCCGUCACGGACCUGACCACAGGCCUGUACACGAGCAACAGCAUCAUGGCCGCCCUGCUGGCCAGAGGUCGCACCGGCCGGGGCCAGCACAUCGACGUCGCCCUCAGCGACUGCCAGACGGCCACGCUGGCCAACAUUGCCAGCAGCUGCCUGAUCAGCGGCCAGAAGGACGCGGGCCGCUGGGGGACUGCGCACCCAUCCAUCGUGCCCUACCGCUCCUUCAAGACCAGCGACGGCGACGUGAUCCUAGGCGGCGGCAACGACGCGCUCUUCGGCAAGCUGUGCGACGGCAUCGGGCGGCCCGAGUGGAAGGCGGACCCGCGGUACGCCACCAACGCGUCGCGGGUGGCGCACCGCGACGAGCUCGAGGCGCGCAUCGAGGCCGUGACGGCCACGAUGCCCACGCGGCACUGGCUCGACGCCUUCGCCGGCAGCGGCAUGCCCUAUGCGGCCGUCAACGACGUCCAGGCGGCCCUGCGCCACGAGCACACGCGCGCCCGGGGCAUGGUGGUCGAGGUCGACCACCCGGCCUGCGGGCCCGUCGAGUUGGUCAACACGCCCGUCAAGUACUCGGAGAGCAGGCCGGGCGUGCGCAGCGCGCCGCCCACGCUGGGCCAGCACACGGAUGAGGUGCUGCGUGACGUCUUGGGAUUCGACGACAGCUACAUUGGCGAGCUGAGGGGAAAGGGCGUUGUGCGGUGA
Molecule: messenger RNA, 1191 nt
Organism: Gaeumannomyces tritici R3-111a-1
Lineage: Eukaryota; Fungi; Ascomycota; Sordariomycetes; Magnaporthales; Magnaporthaceae
Product: formyl-coenzyme A transferase
Exons: 5
Coding region: 1-1191 (396 amino acids)
Molecular function (GO): catalytic activity
Source: RefSeq, a predicted model, not a curated record